AUGGUCAGAGAUGUAUGCCGUAAGCACACUAUCCACUGCCCCAAGAAACAAGACCGGGAAACUGUUCCACACCUCAAGCGCGGCCAGAAACCCAAGGCAUGCGACGCCUGUUUUCACAGCAAGCAGUCAUGCGAUACAUCUGAUCCCUGCGUCCGAUGCGUCUCUCGGAAACUGCCAUGCACAUAUCACCGGCUGGAGGAAAGCAUUUCAGUCAUCACAGAUGCAUCUUCCACACCAUCUUCGUCAUUGGACACUACGGCGGUGGACACACCCGAUACUGACAAGGACCGCACCAAAAUUACGGUUGCUUUCCUUCUCGGACUGACAAAUCCAAAUUCGGAAAACAUCCUGGAGUUCCUCGCCAGCGAAGCAGCUGCGAGAACCGAGGGUGAUGGGAUCGAUCCAACCAUGAAGGGCAUGCCUACGCAAUAUCCUCCAAACAUGCUAAUCGAUGAUGAUUUCAACUUCCUCCCCUAUGGCUUCCCGUCAACAUUCGCCCCUGAGCUGAUUGACUUCAAUGCCUUGAAUGUCUUGUCAGAAAACAUACUCUCCAACGCGACCGUGUCCCCUUUUGUGCCAGAAAGCUUGGAACUACAGUCAGCUGAAAUCAUCUCAGACUUACAAGAGCUUCAUCAGACUAUGGUCGUCACAAACCAAUGGUAUGACGGUACCUUCGAUCUCGACACUGCCACCUCGGUGCUCUCUGCAGGAAACUUGUGCCAAUUUGCUGCAACCUACUUCCGAGUCAGUCAUCUUGACUUUCCCAUCGUUCAUCGGCCAGACUUUGGCAAUGACGAUACAACCAAACAACUCCUCUUGGCUGUUGGACUCUCUGGAUCUCUGAGGUCACCUCCGAGCGACGAUGUCCUCGCAGCUCGUGGGUAUCUCAGUCUUGCCGAGGAGUAUAUCUUUCGAUGCCUAGAGCGUUUGAUGCCCCCAGGCUCUGCACCCGAGUUCACCCAUGAGCUCGGGGAGACCUUGCAAGCAGCUCUUAUGAUUCACUCGCUUCAGUUCUUCAGAAACGAUGUAGCGACACGGAGAAAGAACAAGACCCAGCGACUUCCGCUGCUUGUAUCGGCCGUAAGGGUUCUUGGCCUGGCACAAACCAAACAUGCCCCCAUAUUUCAAUAUGAAGAGUUCGUCCGCAAUGAGUCGAAAAUUAGACUGGCAAUUUGGACGGCGGUGGGGGACUGGCAGCAAUGCGGCAUGUCCAAUACUCCGCCAUCGAUGACGCCUGCAGAAUUGACGUGUGAUCUGCCGAGCCCCUUGGAGCUUUGGGACGCCAAAGAUGCAGCAGAGUAUUAUGACGCGGCAAACGCUCUCGGAGCCGAUGGUUCUAGGAGGAUUUGUUCUGUCAAACAAUGCACCGACGCGUUGAUGGCCGAGAGUUGGGUCGGCAUAGGAAGUUUCCCAUUUCAGGACAUCAACGGAUCCGACCUACAAUUGUUGAUUUAUGCCCUCAACGCCAUGGUGGCUUCGGCCACUCUCAUGGGUGUCUUACCUGCGUGUGCACCAGCCCUGCUACGUGCCAUCUCCAGAUGGGAAGUCAUGUGGGACACGAUCAGGGGCCGCAUAGACCCCGCCGCAUUUGAAAGAGUAGGCACGAUCCGGCAUAAUAGCGAGUUAUGCUGGAUUGCCAGGAAGCUUAUCCAUGUUGCCAUAUCAGGAGACAAAAGCUCCGCUUACAUGCAAAACGUUGGACAUGACUCUCUAGUGCAACUUCACGAGUUCGUGCGCCAAUACCGCGAUAGCUGA
Molecule: messenger RNA, 1755 nt
Organism: Colletotrichum orchidophilum
Lineage: Eukaryota; Fungi; Ascomycota; Sordariomycetes; Glomerellales; Glomerellaceae
Exons: 3
Coding region: 1-1755 (584 amino acids)
Biological process (GO): regulation of transcription by RNA polymerase II
Cellular component (GO): chromatin
Molecular function (GO): DNA-binding transcription factor activity, RNA polymerase II-specific; RNA polymerase II cis-regulatory region sequence-specific DNA binding; zinc ion binding
Source: RefSeq, a predicted model, not a curated record